Molecule: messenger RNA, 603 nt
Organism: Lampris incognitus (smalleye Pacific opah)
Lineage: Eukaryota; Metazoa; Chordata; Actinopteri; Lampriformes; Lampridae
Product: thyrotropin subunit beta-like
Exons: 5
Coding region: 1-603 (200 amino acids)
Biological process (GO): G protein-coupled receptor signaling pathway
Cellular component (GO): extracellular region; cytoplasm
Molecular function (GO): hormone activity
Source: RefSeq, a predicted model, not a curated record
AUGGGGGACAACAUGAAGCUGCUCGGAUGGACGGGGGUUUACUUUCCUUCUAAAUCCCUCACUCCCAACGAUAGUGAAGAAACAAGUUUUGUUUUAGUAGAAGUUUCAUUGUGCUUACUAUUACCUCGAGUCAUGUAUGCCGGGGCAGAUUGGAGCAUGACUCAGUUUGUCUUAACGUGUGUGCUGCUGUGUGCAUGGAUGGGCAGAGCAAUGUGCUGCUGCAUGCUGCAGAAUUACACCUUCUGGAUCGAGAGGCAUGACUGCGGCCAGUGCAUGGCUGUGAACACGACCAUCUGCAGCGGCUACUGUUACACACAGGACUCCAACCUGAGGGGGCACUCGGGCCGGAGUUACCUCAUCCAGCGCGGCUGCCUGCCCACGUCCCUGGUGUACCGAGUCGCCCACGUGCCCGGCUGCCCGCAGGACGCCGGCCACCUGCUCUACUACCCCGAGUCGCGGCAGUGCCGCUGCAGCCGCUGCGAUAAGCGCACGUUCCGCUGCGUGCGCACCGGCCGAACCCGCAGGGGGGCGUGUCCAAACAAACCCGGCCGGGGACAGACGAGGGGCUCGGGGGAGACGCGCAGCGUCGGCGCUGGUUUGUAG